Molecule: messenger RNA, 543 nt
Organism: Punctularia strigosozonata HHB-11173 SS5
Lineage: Eukaryota; Fungi; Basidiomycota; Agaricomycetes; Corticiales; Punctulariaceae
Exons: 2
Coding region: 1-543 (180 amino acids)
Source: RefSeq, a predicted model, not a curated record
AUGUUCUCCGAACUCCAGUUCUUCGCAAUUGGCUCCUUCCCUUCUAUGGACUACUUGGAGUUUGCUCAAAACUACACCUCGGUCGACCUCGACGCCUUCCCUGAGGACGUCGCCGAGGCCCUGGAACAAGAGGUCGACGCACUCACCCGAGUGCUCGGCUAUAUCAAGGCCGGCUUGGCCCAAGAGUGCGCGGCCGAUCUCGAGGCAGCGGAGCGCAAGUUCAACAGGCUCCGAUCUCUUCACGUCCUCGACGGCAUCGACAUCGUCGUCCUACGCACCCUUCAAGAGGAGGCCGAUUCGGCGUCUGAAUAUGAGGAAAGCAUCUGCUCGUACUCGGAGGACGAAGAGGAGGACCUUCCCACCCCUCUUUCCACGUCUGCGUCGUCUCCGCGCAUGACUUGCUCCGAGUCUCAACUUCAGGCCGCCAUCGCCUCCGAGCCUUCAUUCGAUUAUAUGGAGGCCGCCGAGGAGUACGCGAAAGUCUACGGGGAUGAAUUCAAGGAGUUCGUCAGACAAGCCCUGGUGAGGGCCGGCCGCCUCUAA